Mastomys coucha (southern multimammate mouse) is the source of this 3166-nucleotide messenger RNA. RefSeq names its product FAM161 centrosomal protein B (gene Fam161b). The record is from RefSeq and is a predicted model, not a curated record. Gene Ontology annotation, cellular component: cilium. The coding region runs from base 101 to 1873 and encodes 590 amino acids. NCBI's taxonomy places the organism in Eukaryota, Metazoa, Chordata, Mammalia, Rodentia, Muridae. The transcript is spliced from 9 exons. Gene Ontology annotation, biological process: cilium organization.
AAGGGCAUGAAGGGGCGUGGCUAGCAGUACCUCGCCGCUGGUGAGGCUGUCACCGUUGUCACCGCUGCUGUCACCUCUGCUUCUCUCUCUAGUAAAGAAGAUGACUGUGGGGAGGACUUCGGGAGGCCCUGAGUGCUCCGAGUGGAGCCGUGAGAUAUUUCCCCCCAAAUCCUCCUCCUCAGACACUGAGCCAGAAGAUGAGGUGUUUGGAGGAGGACUGGUUUUGCCCAGAGCUGGCAAACUCCAUGAGUUCCUCAGCCCAGAGGAGGACACAGAUUCUACUUCUGACUCCACCGGGAGCUUUUACAGAACCCCACAGGUUCUGAAGCAGAAAGGCAGGUGGGAUCUGUUGGAGUCUCUCUUUCCAUCUGAUCCAGACAGUGAUCUGAAUGGCUCUGAGGAUGAGGAAGACUUGGAGAGCUUCUUCCAAGACAAGAGCAGGGGAAAGCCACAGGUCCAGGACCCUCCAUCUCUUAGGUGUGGUUCCCUGCGGCGCUGCAGCUCCAUGACUAGCCUUCCCUCUGACCCUGUUCCCAAGGCUCAGACCCUGCCAACCUCAGACUCUGGGCCUCCCUCCCAACACAGAAGUGUUUGCUCUUGGGCAUCUUCCAUCACUGUCCCUCAGCCAUUCCGCAUGACACUGCGUGAGGCCCGGAAGAAGGCCCAGUGGCUGGCCUCACCUGCCUCUUUUGAGCAGGAAAGGCUACAGGCCCAGAAGCAGGGCCAGGAAGAAGCGGAGUGCCAUCGGCAGUUCCGGGCCCAGCCUGUGCCCGCGCAUGUCUACCUGCCCCUCUAUCAGGAGAUCCUGGAGCGCGGAGAGGCAAGGAGGCGUGCUGGUAUUGAGAAGAGGAAAGAGCUCCUUCUCUCCUCCUUGAAGCCCUUCAGCUUCCUUGAAAAGAAGAAGCAGCAAAAGGAAGAUACUCCACAGAGAGACUCGGCUGCUGUAGCUCAGACCAAGGUCCCCCCAAAGAAGGCCACUUCUAGAAAGAUCCCCAAGUCCAUUCUAGAGCCAGCCCUUGGCGGCAAACUCCAGGAAUCUGAGCUCCUCAGGAAAAUCCGCAUCCAGAUGAGGGCCAUGGACAUGCUCCGGAUGGCUUCCUCCCCUAUCAGCACCUCCAGUAACAGGGCUCCCCGAACGGCUACCCGUACCCAGGAGGAAAAGCUGAGCUUCCUACAGACUGAGUUUGGAUUCCAGCCUAAGGUGAACCCUGUGGUCCCUGACUAUGAGGGCCUUUACAAGGCUUUCCAGAGAAGAGCUGCCGAGAGAAGGGAGACCCGGGAGACAACUCGAAAUAAGCCCUUCUUGCUAAGGACUGCCAACCUGUGUCACACUCCACGAUCCUGUGAUGCUGCUACUGCUGGCGGAGGGAAGAAGUCCCCUCGGCCAACAGCUCCACCCCUGCCAAGGAGUCGUUCUCUGAGUGGUCUUGCUUCUUUUUCUGCCAACACUCUCCCCGUGCACAUCACAGAUGCUACCAGGAGGCGGGAAUCUGCGGUCCGAAUGUCACUUGAAAAGAAGGACAAGUCAGACAUGAGCAUUCAGUGGUUGGAGAUGCACAAAAAGAACUGUCAAGCCAUGUCUAAAUCAGUGACCUUGAGGGCAAAAGCCAUGGAUCCCCACAAAAGCCUGGAAGAGGUGUUCAAAGCGAAGCUUAAAGAGAACCGGAACAAUGACCGUAAGAGAGCAAAGGAAUAUAAGAAAGAACUGGAGGAAAUGAAGAAAAGAAUACAAACAAGGCCCUAUCUCUUUGAACAAGUUACCAAGGCCCUUGCCAGAAAAGAGGCAGAACAGCGAUAUCGGGACACCCUGAAGCAGGCUGGCCUGGAGGAAGAGUUUGUGAGAACCAAGAGUCAAGGCACAGAGGCACUGUGAUGUAAAGAGAGAGCCAAAGUCAAGGAUUCUCACUGGUAAGAGCAUCUAUGAAGCUACAAAACUCAGCAUCCAAGGUUGACGGCAGGAUUUAGAAGACUCUACAACUGCCUGCUGGCCCCAGGCUGGAACAGCAAUGGCUUGAACAGCUAACCAAUCUGCUUGUUGAAAUAGUUCACUCACCAUAUCACAUCAGAGCCUCAAGCAACCAAUUAGGGGAGGAGCUUGAGUUUAGAGGCAUGGCCUCUGUUAGGGAAUGGAAGAACAGAACAGAAAUUCAGAGAUCAAAGUGAAGCUGAGGGUGGAGGCACCCUAGCCCAGUGCUAAAGGCUCUUGCUUUGUACCUGACAUGUAGGAGUAGGUAUAGAAAAUAAGGUAGAGCCCACACCUCUCAGGUAGGUAUAAAAGGAACAAAGGUAGAAAAAUAGGUAGCAAUAAGGAAACAAAUCCAGGACAGCCAGACCUAAUACAUUCUCAUCAGCUUCCAGUAACCUGGAAUCUUGGCAACUAGACAUAUAGGAAUACUGUGUGUGAAAUAAAGUAUGUUUCUCAGUCCACAUCUGCAGCCCUAAGUACAGGCCUUAUCAUUAGCAUCUGACGCACUACAACAAGUCAAUUUUUAUUGAAUGUAGGAUUCUUUUUAAGUUUUUUUUAAAAGAUUUAUUUAUUAUUAUAAUUAAGUACACUGUUGCUGUCUUCAGACACACCAGAAGAGGGUGUCAGAUCUCAUUAUGGGUGGUUGUGAGCCACCAUGUGGUUUCUGGGAUUUGAACUCAGGACCUUCGGAAGAGCAGUCAGUGCCCUUACCCAAAAGAUUUGUUUUCUAUGAAUACACUUUCACUGUCUUCAAACGAAUCUAGAAGAGGGCAUUGGAUCCCAUUACAGAUGGUUGUGAGCCACCAUGUGGUUGCUGGGAUUUGAACUCAGGACCUCUGGAAAAGCAGCCAGUGCUCUUAAGCACUGAGCCAUCUCUCCAGCUCCCUUCGGAUGUUUUCUUCCUUACCCCUUGUAGCGCCCCUCUUCAGGUUGUUGACAAAACUGUUUCCAGAUAUUGCUAAAUGGCCUCUAGAGAGCAAAAAUGUCCCAGAUUGAGAAUCAAUCCUAUAGAAGGCACAGACAGGUAAUUUUGGAAAAACAAGUAAUCGCUAGGGACUUGUCUCCAUACCAGAGGAUAGUUAUGUGUGUCAAUAACAAAUGCAGAGCAGCAGUUCUUCUCCACCAUUCUUUGAGAACACUAUUUGCAUAUGUGAAUUGCAGCACAGAGUUUACUUUAAAUAAAACUUCUUUGACCACUGA